Molecule: messenger RNA, 1031 nt
Organism: Spirometra erinaceieuropaei
Lineage: Eukaryota; Metazoa; Platyhelminthes; Cestoda; Diphyllobothriidea; Diphyllobothriidae
Source: the annotation of a GenBank genome assembly
AUGGUCAUUGCUCUAGUGGUUGCUGUCUGUCUCUGCCUACGCCCGUCAUGGGGCUUUUCAGGUGAACAACCAGGCAUCACAGCUCCCUAUACGUCAGAAUUACUGCGAAAUGUUACCUCAGUUCGAGAGCAGAUUAUGGACCACUUGUUUAAAAACUACCAGAAUCACGAACGACCAGGGGCGACUGCGAAACAGACAACGGAAGUCACAGUUUACAUAACAAUGACGGCUAUAACUUCAGUUGAUGUUCGCAUGAUGGAGUACACUGCAGAUUUGCUUCUAAGACAGGAGUGGAAGGACCCUCGUCUGGCUUGGAACAGCAUUCCCAAGUUCAAGAACUACACAAAAAAUCUUGUCUCUCCGGAAUUAAAACAGAAACUAUGGCUUCCCGAUCUGUUCUUUCGGAAUGGAAAGGAGGGUAGACUGCACAAAAUGACCUGUCCCAAUUAUCUUACCCGCAUAGACCCCAGCGGAAUGAUUCUUUACAGCCAGAAGCUGACAAUGCGCUUCUCCUGCCAAAUGGAGCUUCAGACAUUCCCAAUGGACAGCCAAGAGUGCUUGAUGAAUAUUGGCAGCUAUGGCUACGAACUUAAUGAGUUAAAAUUCAUUUGGCGCAACCACACUCCAGUAGACCUUACCAAGAAGAUGCAGAUAUCCGAAUUCAAUAGUCCGGAAGAGGUGACAGCUUACGACUGCAGUUCACUUUCCUCAACGUCCACCGGUGACUACACUUGCCUGGAGGCCAAAUUUAUAUUGUCUCGUCAGUUAGGGUCUUGGCUAUCUAGCAUUUACAUUCCCAACUUUCUGAUCAUCGUGGCAUCUUGGCACAGCUUUUGGGUCGACCUUGACGCCAAACCGGCCAGGGUUACUCUUGGACUGUUGACCCUUUUGAGCAUCCUCACUCAGGCAUCAGGGGUGUCCUCCAGUUUGCCGCGUGUCUCUUAUAUCAAGGCCAUUGAUGUGUGGAACAUUGCAUGCAUCAUCUUCAACGUCAGCGUCCUCAUCGAGUUUACAGUAGCUUCAAAUCUGGC